Molecule: messenger RNA, 360 nt
Organism: Lasiodiplodia theobromae
Lineage: Eukaryota; Fungi; Ascomycota; Dothideomycetes; Botryosphaeriales; Botryosphaeriaceae
Product: CorA family metal ion transporter
Exons: 2
Coding region: 1-360 (119 amino acids)
Source: RefSeq, a predicted model, not a curated record
AUGUUUGACCCACCGUGGGAAGUAGAAGCUGCGGAGAGUCUCAAUGUGCCAAAAGUUACUCGGUCGUCCAGCAAGCAUGUCGUGGCAAGCGAGAUCCAGCCCACGACAACAUCCCGCCCGACCACAAGCAGCUCUAGCACUCUGAUACUCCAGUCGCCGCCUCGGACAUCCAAUGUCGACCAAGUCAUCCACAAGCACGAAAUCGAGAAGCAAAGAGGAGUCGAGCGUGUCUUCAACAAAGUCCACCAAGACUACGGCACAUACAUCGUCAACAUCAAAGACAUCAACAAAGAGCACCUCACGCUCCUCAUCGGCAACUUCGAGCACCGCUGCAGCGACUUCGGCCACAGCUACGACUGA